This is a messenger RNA of Candidozyma haemuli, 2145 nucleotides long. Its product is annotated as PXA domain-containing protein. The coding region runs from base 1 to 2145 and encodes 714 amino acids. The transcript is spliced from 2 exons. Gene Ontology annotation, cellular component: COP9 signalosome. The record is from RefSeq and is a predicted model, not a curated record. Lineage: Eukaryota; Fungi; Ascomycota; Pichiomycetes; Serinales; Metschnikowiaceae.
AUGGUGAAACACGAAAAGGGCCUACGGCCUCGGAAGCUGGUGAAGGACCUGAAACGGUUUAAAACGAACCAGGUGACAAUUGGAAACUCAAAGAUUGCCAGAGCGUCCACGGAGACGGAAUGCCCCCAGGUGGCGCUUCUUCUGAAACUAUAUAUACCAGGGAAGAACUUACAGAGACUAAACGAGGCUUCUAAGAAACAGCUACUCGAGAGAUUGCCAUGGCUCGUUGAUCCUGGGCUUCCUGAGUUGAAUUUUGAGAUUCAUCUCUUCUUGAGCAGUAUAGUGACCAACUUUGUUUGCUCGUGGUAUACGAAACUAGGUACAGAUAACUACGACUUUGUGGCUGAAGUGUAUACUCAAUUGUGUGUUAUUGUGAAGGAUAUUGUUACCAGGUUGACCCGGGAGGUUGAGGGAGAGAGGUUUUUGUUUGUGGUGGAUGACAUUGCUGACAUUUUGAAGGACCACAUUGGCGCUACAGCGUUGGAAAAUGGCCAAUUCAGGUUUCUCCACGCUCAGAAGGCUUCUCUUGAAGAGACGAAUCGUGUGGCUAGAUCUCUUUCAGACGAGCAAAUCAUUGACGAGUAUUUGGCCACCCAGCAUGCUAUUUUCGAUCCCAAGACGAGGCCCAGUGAAUCGUCUCAGGACUCCAGAACGCUAUACUUCGAAGUCCUUACGCAUAAGCUACUUGAAGCGAUCUUUGAUACCAAGAAAGAGAACCCGCUUUCUUCUGAUAUUGUGGAUAAGUUUGUUGUUGGUCUCGUGGGGGACUUCGUUUUGAACAAGGCUUUUAUGAAGAUGUCUUCACCGUCUUUCAUUAUUGGCACGGUCAUUGGCAAAAUAGCUGAGAUAUCAACAGUGGAACCAAAACCUCAAACGAAAAGCUCCUUGGUAGAAAAGGCCAAGAGCACUUACGCUUCAAUUUUCAGCCUCGCCCAGGUGGCUAUGGUGAAGAAAGAGGAAGUUAUGGCCACAGAUGAGAACACUGCUGGCUGGUCUGUUUUCAAUUCUCCUGUAUUUGCCUUGUUCAACUCCUUCGCUGCAUUGCAAAAGCGUUUACCCUUUGUGUUUCACGCCAUUGGUAUGGUACAAACAAUCAUUCAGUCUUUGGGACCGCUUACAUCAAAAAUUAAUACCUACGCCAGCUCUUAUUUGCUCAAAACGGUCUCGCUGAGCCCUCUUCUUGAAGACAGAGAUAUGGCUGCAAAUCUCAAGAACCUUCGAUGCAUCUUGUUCGAAGAACAAGAGGAGAAACCAGGACCGCCUUUGCUGACACAAGAAGUUGCCGAAAAGCUCUAUACCAAUUUCCAAACCAUUCUUUCGAAUCUUGGUGCAUCUUCUCUGUUCUUCACAUAUGAUGGAGAAACCGAGGAAGAACUACAAGCCAACUUUGCCAACGCCAUCACCCGAUUCGAAAGCCAAGAAGCCUGCAACGAUCUAAACGACUCCAGCAAACUCAACCAACUCCUCAUUAUCCGUCUCCUUGACUUUCUCGUGGGCCGUUUAUACCCAGAGUUGUCUGAUAAGCUCAGGUGUAUCAACUCCAGAAAUAUCAACUACAUGUCAGUGGAAGAAAUCGUCAAUCUACUCAGCGAGAGUGGGAAAUACAGCUAUCGCGAGCCUUUAGAGUCUGUUGCCAAUUGGCCAUCGUCCAAUGAUGAGCAGUUGCUGAAGGGCAUCAACACCAUUGAACUUUUUGCAUUUGGCGAUUUUGCCAGUUACCUUCGACAAAAGAACAGCUUCCUUGAUUUGCUGUACCAUUUAGCCAAGAAGCUUGCAAAAUUGACGUUGAUUUCUGUUUGCAAUGAAAACGAAGGCCGGGAAGUGUCGUUCGACGCUCUCUUGCGGGAGUACUCUCUAGAGCAGGCUUUAGAAGGGAAACCCGAGAAUUUAGAGCAACUUAUUAUUGAAAUGAUUGAUGAGGAUCUAAUCGUGGCCAAGAUUGACGAGCAGCAGCGAACAGUCAAGUUUAUCGAGUCUCUUAGUGUGAGAGAUGCUUAUAAUGCCAAUCGGUACACACUUCGAGUUCUCAGCCACGGAGAAGUCCACAAACGGUCGGUUACCGAAGCACGAGAGUUCCUCAAGUACUGGCUAGAUCACAAGGUUGUUCCGGCGCAAGCCGAACUCAAAGAUGUGGAAGGGUUCUAA